CACCGCGGCGCGGCCCGGUCUAUCCUGCGCCCACCACCUGCCCUGCCCGUCCUGCCCGCGCUGCCCGCCUCUCUAUCCUCCUCUCUCUCUCUCUAGAGUGUGAAAAGUCUUCUCCUUUCUCUGCUCCCCCCUUCCUCCUCUGCACCUCACCUCUCCUCUCAUGGAGUUCGCCUAGUUGUGUGCUCUGCUCCUCCUUGAAGAAGCCUUCAGAUCUGUGGUUCCUAGCCUUUCUCAGCUUCCUCAACACAGGUACCCCCUUCUCGUCCCCCUCUCUCCCUCUCUUGAAACCUCCUUACUCCUGCACAUCUGGGAGGAUUACCUCCUUGUUCUUUGUUCUUGCCGCCGUCCAGAUGGCGUCCCUGACACCCGAAGCUGAAGCUCCCGGAGGAGGAGCCCUGCUCGCCGCCGGCGACGACGUCACCGCCGCGAAUCUGCUCGCCGCCGCCGUAGCCACCGAGGGUCCUGUAUUUGAUAUGCCUGACUUCAAGAUGGGUGGGAAGAAGAGUGAUGAUGCUGCUCCCACUGAUGCCGGGGAUGAAGAUGGUGGUGAUGAUGACGGGGACGAGGAUGGUGACUUUGGGGAAGGCGAAGAGGACGUUUCAGAAGGUGAGGGAUAUGAUAAUCCAAAAGGCAUCGAUAACAACAAGAAAAGAGGUGAGCCUGAGGAAAAUGGUGAGGAGGAUGAGGAAGAGCCUGAAGGCCAGGAGGGUGGUGGAGGUGAUGACGACGAUGACGAUGAUGAUGACAAUGAGGAUGACGACGACGAUGAUGAUGGUGGUGAAGAUGAUGAUGGAGUAGAUGAGGAAGAGGAAGAUCAGGACAAUGAGGAUGAUGAGGAAGAUGAUGAUGAAGACUCACUUCAGCCCCCAAAGAAGAGGAAGAAGUGAAUAUCUUCAUGCGGCUAUAGUUACCAACUUACCAUGCGCUGAGCUGUGCUUGGUUUUCGUCAUGUUCUCGGAAUCGAACUUGCAUUAGGGAGUUAAGAAAAAAGGGCUCCACACGUUCAGUAAGUGUGGAUUUGUAGGAGCUUUAUGAUUUCAAGCAAUUAGACAGAACUCUGUUGUCAUUGUUGCUUGCUUCUGUGGAGUUGAACAGAUGUUUCGCUAACAUAAUUCGACCUGAAUGGUGAAAGCCUGAAGAUUGAAUAUGUCACAAGUUAUUUUUA
Messenger RNA from Oryza sativa Japonica Group (Japanese rice), 1165 nucleotides. Its product is annotated as protein bfr2. NCBI's taxonomy places the organism in Eukaryota, Viridiplantae, Streptophyta, Magnoliopsida, Poales, Poaceae. The record is from RefSeq and is a predicted model, not a curated record.